Salmo salar (Atlantic salmon) is the source of this 2490-nucleotide messenger RNA. RefSeq names its product major histocompatibility complex class I-related protein 1. Gene Ontology annotation, cellular component: external side of plasma membrane. Gene Ontology annotation, biological process: immune response. NCBI's taxonomy places the organism in Eukaryota, Metazoa, Chordata, Actinopteri, Salmoniformes, Salmonidae. The record is from RefSeq and is a predicted model, not a curated record.
GGAAAAGUCUGUCAGACUCACUUGAGAGCUAGAAACCUGCUACGCGAGGCUAUUGGAAAAAAGUGAACACUCAAAGUCAUGGGCAAACUGUCUGUCUUGUUUUUUAUUUUGUUUUACACCAUUGGCAAUGCAGGUUCAGGAUCACAUUCUCUGUGGGCACUUGCAACAUAUAUCAACGGAGAGACGCCUUUCCCUGAGUUUACGGUUGUGGUGAUGUUAGAUGACGUUCAAGUGGGUUACUAUGACUCCAACAUGAAAGACUUUAUCUACAGGGGACAUAACCCAACGGACAAAAUACAUGAUGACGUAGCUCAGGACGGAGCUUAUGUAUUUGGAAUUAUAUACCAGAGCAUUAAAGAGAGAUCCUUUCACCUAAAGCACCAGUUGAAUCUCACGGAAGGUGUUCAAGUUCAGCAAAGAAUGUCUGGAUGUGAGAUGUUGGACAAUGGUGAACCAGCCCUGAUCAUGUUUAAGGAGACUUUUAAUGGCAUUUUUGUAGAUCAUGCGAUAUAUAACAGCAUGACACAUUUUACAUACGAUUCUGGGACACUACUUCUAGGAUAUUAUGGGAUAAGGCAAGCAUAUGAAAAAGCACUAUUUGAGAACGUUUUACUUCCCAUUUGCAUUAAAAACCUGAAGACAAUCCUGAAGAGAGAGAAGAAUGUUGUGAUGCGUAAAGUUCCUCCCAGACUCAGGUUGAUAAAGAAAGAGGUUUCUGGAGGGCUCCAGGUGAGCUGCCUGGCGUUUGGUUUCUACCCCCGCCACAUCAACCUGACCCUGCUGAGAGACGGCCAGCCAGUGGCAGAACAGGAGCUGACAGGGGGGGAGGUGCUGCCUAGUGGAGAUGGGACCUACCAGCUGAGGAAGAGUCUGGAGGUCAGUACUGAGGAGCUAAAGAAGAGACACAACUACACCUGUACUGCCUCUCACCUCAGUCUGGACAACAAGCUGGAUGUCAGUUGGGAGUCUGAGGCAGAGAGAGUUCACCUGUCCACCCUCUCAGUUCUACUGGUGAUGCUGAUUCUUAUUCUAUUGGGCAUUUUCAUUUGUGUCAAAAGGAGGUGGAGAUGCACUGCCUCCCAUCUGAAACUUGUCAACGUUGAUGCAAAAGCGUGAGAGGAAAUUAACCUGUCUUCAGUUUCUGAGACCUAAUAAAAUGUUGGGACACUGAUGCAGCUUUGUCAGUUCAGCUCAAUUCACAAUCAAAAUAUGACUGCCAGAGCACCUAUGAGGGCAAGUGUGAAUUAUUCUGCUAUUGGCGGUCAGUCUUCCCUUCCCCUCAACAAAGGACUGUAAAGGAUCAGUUUGGGGAGACUGUUGACAAAAACAAAUAUUGGGGCAUUAUUAGUCCCGAUCUGAAUUUAUAUAUUUUAUAUGCAGGUUUAGUAACCUGAGCAUUAUUGAAGGUAAUAUGGUUGUUAAUUCUGUUACGUAAUUUGUGAUUUCUAAUCAUGACUAUUCAUUAAUUUCACAAUGCACUCUAUAUCAGUUUUGUAUUAGCUGAAAGCCAGUAUCUUAACCAGAAGGAGAAUCAUGUGAUCAUGUGUAUGAGGUCUGUUUAUUUUUGAAAAGACUUUACAGUGUCUCUGUUGUAUUGUAUGUAGUGUAUGUUCACCCUUACUGCACAAUAAUACCUUUAUUACAGACAAUAAAAUGUAGCCUAAUCAAUUAAUGCAGUGAUUAAUGUUAACUACGACAUUAAUUAAUGUAAUUAAAGCAAUGUCAAGUAUACCGUAACUUCUCUCAGGAACUUGUUUAUCACUGUGGAAGGGAAAUCAGACCCUCUAUUUCACUCCAGUUUAAGACUGGCAUGAGGAUUCAUCUAAGGUGAAUGUUGUAUGCAUCAUAAACAAUUAAACGGUUUUAUGUUAGGGAGAGUUCACAUGUCCACCCUCUCAGUUCUACUGGUGAUGCUGCUGAUUGUUAUGCUAUUGGGCAUUUUCAUUUGUGUCAAAAGGAGAAGAUGCACCGCCUCGUAGACAUUGUCAUAACUUGCCAACUUUGAUGCAAAAGUGUCAGAAGAAAUUAACCUGUCUUCAGAUUCUGAGACCAAUAAAAUGACUGCCCACACUAUUAUUAUUGCAGUAUUACAGAUGAAGGAUCUUAAUUUGAGCCAGUUUGCUACAGCAGGAAAACAAUCCUGCAGCAACAGCAAAUGAGAAUUAUUAUGUGGAUUACUUUUGAAGGGGUUGAUACAGUUUUUGUCAAGGUAGUCUGAAAUUUCAAAGUGGAAAAUACAACUUUCAGAAUACUUUUUAAACCUCAAACCUUCACCUGAAACAGGGUGAUCAAAUGAAGAUCCUACAUCUGUAUUGCUGACACAAAAUGUGCAAAAGAUUUUGUUAUUGUCGGUCGAUUUCCCAGCCCCUCAACAAAUUACUAUGAAGGUUCAGGUUGUGGAGACUGUUGACAAUUAUAAAUAUCUGGGCAUUCGUCCAAAUCUGCAUUUAUAUAAAUUCAGCAAAAAAAUAAACGUCCUCUCAAUGUCAA